Messenger RNA from Suillus subalutaceus, 2253 nucleotides. RefSeq lists its product as uncharacterized. NCBI's taxonomy places the organism in Eukaryota, Fungi, Basidiomycota, Agaricomycetes, Boletales, Suillaceae. The record is from RefSeq and is a predicted model, not a curated record. Bases 1 to 2253 code for a protein of 750 amino acids. The transcript has 14 exons.
AUGGCAAAAUCAACACUUUGUGGAUUCCAUUCAGGCUGUAACUGCAGAAGUUCACGCUUUGACGAUUUUAAACGCCAUCCAACACCCUCGACAUCUUCCACGCCUCCCGACAAACAACCUUGGGCUCCGUUCAAAUCACAACUGGAGUUCGAGAUCGCUGAGCUUGCUCUGGAGGCAUGCCUGAAUAACGAACAGACUGAUCGUCUGAUCAAGUUCUGUAACCGGUGCGCUUCCCGGCAGGAAAAAAUCACGUUCCAGAAUCACAAAGACAUCCGCAACAUGUGGGAUGCUGUCUCCCAUCGCGUUACUGGGUUUACUCAGGAUGUAAUUUCUGUAUCAUACAAUGACACAAUUCAACAAUUCGAUUUAUACUAUCGGGAUCUCUGGGAGUGGGCAGCCAAUCUCCUUCGCGAUCCUCGACUGUUCCCGCAUAUGGUUUUUGAUGUGCAGUGCCUCUCAAAGUUCAAUGGCGAGACUUUCAUACAUUUUGUAGAUGAGCCUUUCACUGCCAACACCUUUUGGAAUGUUCAAUCUCAGCUCCCACCAGGUGGCAAGCCCUUGGCUUUCAUCUUGUAUGCUGACAAAACUCGGUUGUCGUUGUUUGGCACUGCAAGAGGAUAUCCUGUCAUUGCACGUCUAGCAAAUCUACCUACAGACAUUCGUAAUGGACAGGGUGUAGGUGGCAGUUAUGUAGUUGGAUGGCUUCCGAUCGUGAAGGAAGACAGAGACCACGCCAGCAAGCCAAGCUGGCUCAACUUCAAGAAUGCCGUUUGGCACGAGUCAUUUGUAAAGAUUCUGUCUUCACUCGCAUCAAAAUCUCACACGGGACAAUGGUUUGAGUGCCUCGAUAAUGAACAAUGCAUUAUGUCGCUGAUCCGAGGCAUCAAAUGCCUUUGGCCGUGUCCAGUCUGCCUUGUGCCCCAUGAUGAACUUAUGAACACAUUGAAGUGUUAUCCUUAUCAAAUGUCUGCUCAGUCGCAGGAAGUCUUACAGGCCGCAUGGUCCAAGCAAACUGCCGAGGAGAAGGAGGAGAAACUGAAAGAGUACGGCCUUCGUGAUCUCAUAAAUGCCUUUGCGGCUGUGAUGUAUACUGAUGUACACGAUGCGUUGUCAUGGGAUCAACUUCACUUCAACGGCGUAGCGCAAGUGGACAAAAAUUAUGAAGCCUUUCCUCGCUGGCGGAACUUGAAGCACCUCGCUCAGGUAAUGAGCAUUUCAUUCGCUGAUGGCAGCGUGUACGAAGACAUCUCUAAGAUGGUGAUACACGCUACACACGCAAUCUUAACAAAGGAUGAGUGUCCACUUGGCUAUCUUCUACUUCGUUGCAUCCGCCUCUUUCUCGAACUCGACAUGUAUGCAGCACUGCAAGUUCACACAACUGAGACCAUCAGUGCUGGCCGGCAUGCAAUACAAGCUUUCUCGACCUAUCUACAACAAUACAUAGACAAGAGCGCCAACGAGAGCGAUAAGAAUUGGAAUUUCCCCAAACUGCACAUGAGCUUGCACAUCUUCAAUAAUGUUGAAGCAAAAGGUGCAACCCGCAACUACAAUACAAAGCCUAACGAGAAGAUGCAUGGGCCGCUGAAAGACUCGUACUUACUUCGCACGAAUUUCAGGGAUGUGGCACCACAGAGCAUUCGGCACCACAUAUCAGACCUUGAUGAGUACGAGUCCCGAGACAGCGAAGACUCGGAGGAUCCAGACAACGCAGACAACGAUUUGGUCCCAUCAAAUGAUACAGAUUUGCCUCACGUAAAGCUUGGAUCGAGGCAGGUUGAGGAGUCCUUUGAAUCGAUUGAGGAUGCUCACAAGGAGGACAUUGCAUUCACUAAUUUUCGGACCAAGCUCAAUGAAUUCCUGACUAACUUUCUACUCGCUAUUCAACUCCCUUUACCAGGUGGAAACCGCGUCCAACUCCGAGCAAGUGACAAGGUUAUUACCGAGUGCCGUUUUUUUAAGGUUAACUACAAGUCUAUGGUGGAUUGGCGACAACAUACAGACUAUCUUCAAUGCAGUCCCAAGUUCUACAGUCGUCCGUGUUUCAAUUGUGUGUUCAUUCAGACGACUGACAAAGUGAUAUUUGGUCGCUUGCUCUUUCUAUUUGAAUGUGUAGUGGGAGAUAUCACUCUCUCAUUAGCUCUCGUUCAUCCAUUCGAUGCUCCCACGGGUGUGCAGCUCCAAAAUGACAAACACCUUAACUUCUAUCGCAUUCGAGCAAGACCUCGGGCACAAGCCGAGUUUUUUUCAGUAUGA